This is a messenger RNA of Aspergillus chevalieri, 1620 nucleotides long. RefSeq lists its product as uncharacterized. The coding region runs from base 1 to 1620 and encodes 539 amino acids. The transcript is spliced from 5 exons. Gene Ontology annotation, cellular component: nucleus. The record is from RefSeq and is a predicted model, not a curated record. Gene Ontology annotation, biological process: DNA-templated transcription; regulation of DNA-templated transcription. NCBI's taxonomy places the organism in Eukaryota, Fungi, Ascomycota, Eurotiomycetes, Eurotiales, Aspergillaceae. Gene Ontology annotation, molecular function: DNA-binding transcription factor activity, RNA polymerase II-specific; zinc ion binding; DNA binding.
AUGAUUUCCGACAGUUCGGUAGACAAAGACACUCCCCGUCCGUCUCGACAGAGACCUGGUUCGGCCUGCGACGAAUGUCGACGACGAAAACUGCGAUGCGACAGAGGACAGCCCAAGUGCGAGGUCUGCGCCCUGUCGGGUGUUGUAUGCAACUUCAACUCAUCCCGGCCACCACGAGGCCCAAAGAGAGGCCAGAUUAGAGCAAUGCAGAGUAGAAUCGCAACGCUGGAACGGCAUAUACUCGAACAACAGAGUGGAUUGUUACUUCCCGCCGAUGAACUGCCGGUGACGCAACUAAGCAACGAGGACAAGGAUCCCCAGAUCCCAGGUAACCCUGAACCACAAUAUCGGGAUCGAGAAGGAGAAUGGGGAACGCCGGAUUGGGCGGGUGGUUGCAUCCCUGACUUAAUCCGCGCUGAGCUGGAUCAACUCUAUUUCGACCGAGUGCAUGUUUCCAUUCCUAUCCUCCAUCAACGACGAUACUUUUGCAUGGUCAAACAAGCCACCAGACCCGAAGGGUUUUCCUGUUUGCAAUAUGCGAUGUGGACUUUGGCCGCGUCGUUGUCCGCCCAGUUCCAUCAACUGCAGUGGUUGUUAUAUAAAUAUACAGUCGAGAAGUUGGAGGCCAUCGAGCGGGAUAGUGGGGGGCAUGAUUGCGCAAGUAUCCAGCAAGCCCAGGCGUGGAUUCUGCUGGCAGUCUAUGAAUGUAUUCAGAUGAAUCACCAACGUGGCUGGAUCAGUGCUGGUCGCUCGUUCCGGCUAGUGCAGUUCUUGAGGUUGUAUGAGAUUGACUCGCCAGAAAGCCUCGGCAGUUCAGCGGAUUGGAUUGAAAUGGAGGAGAAGAGAAGGACAUUUUGGAUGGCAUAUUGUUUGGACCGGUUCACAAGUUUUCAAAAUGGGUUUCCGUUAACUCUAAACGAGCAGGUGAUAUCAACGCGUGUUCCUGCACCGGAAUUGGACUUUCAGAGUGGUCAACCAGUAUCCAUGGGCUUUCUAUCCCAAGUCAUGGCCUCCACAGAUCAGCCCAGUCUGUCCAGCUUCGCCGAAUGUAUUAUUAUGGCCACUAUUUGUGGACGUUGUCUAUGCCACCGCCAACAAUCGAGUGUCGAACGUAUCUAUGGCGAUAUGUCACUAGAAUUUUGGGACCGACAUUUAUGGCUCGACACUAUUCUCCAGCAGCGAAUUCAGGUGCUCAGCCUGCAGUAUCCAUCGACAUCCGAACAUGUGGAUUCUCUAAUUCUCUUCACGAAUCUGAUGUUGCAGGCUAUAGUGUUAUAUCUUUAUAAGAUUGUCGUCUCGGUGCCUUGGGACACAGAUGAAUCCGAAGCUCUUAUUCUGGAAUAUAAAAAUAGAUCAUCAGCAGCGGCACAGGGGAUUAUCACAUUUACUAAACCAUUACGACAACUUACUUAUUUCAAGAUCUGCCCAUUCACUGCCAUUCCACUCUUCCUCUGUGCCGAGUACUUCCUUACAAAUAGAGAAGGCGAUGUAGCACUUGAUUCAGACUUUCAGGAUAUUCUCGAUGUGCUGCGGGAUCUGAAGAAUGUAAACAAUCUCGCUCAGAUGUAUUUGGCUUUGUUUGACUUAGAUUGUGUGCCUCCCACGCCUUCCAGCAGCUAA